AUGAAAAAAAAAGAGAGAGAGGCUUUAUGUUAUGUCUAUCAGGUCUUUAUUAAAAAGGACAAUGGCUAAUUUCGGCCAUUCAAUCAAUAAAUUUUGAUUGCUAAAGGAGAACAAUGAAUUUUUCCUUUUUCCCUUUUUUCUUCUUUGCCCACAACACAACAACACUAAAACUUCAUUUCCUUUUUUUGUCAAUUUAUAUACAUUGUUUGUAUAUAAAAUAUACAACAAUGGACCUUUCAGAAGCAACUCAGUAUUUUGAUGGAGGAAUAAUAUUUGUGAGUUAUAUUAUAUCAGUGAUUGGAGCACAAACGACACUUGAAUUAUUGACAAGAAGAACUCAUAUCCAUGGAUUAUACAACUGGUUUUUACUGGCGUCAGCAUCCUUCACGAUGGGUGCUGUUGGUAUCUGGUCGAUGCAUUUUAUUGGAAAUAACAGCAUGACCCUUUGGACGGACGAUGCCUCUUAUCAGUUAUCAUAUGAAGCAGGCUAUACAUUUGCAAGUCUGGUUGUCGCUAUUGUGUGUAUGUUUAUAUCAUUUGCAUUUGUUGGCGUAACUGAAAAGGCACAAUUGAUACGUAUCAUACCAAGUGGCAUCUUUACAGGAUGUGGUAUUGCCUGCAUGCACUAUCUGGGUCAAUUCGCCGUCGAGUAUUUCGUUAUUGGCUAUAAGAGAGCCUAUGUUAUUGGUGCGAUCGUUAUUGCCUGUAUCGCCGUUACAAUUGCCCUCUAUAUUUUUUUCAAGUUACGCGAAAACUGGACGGAUACGUGGUACAAGAGGUUAGGUUGUGCAAUGUUGAUGGCUGUUGCAGUUUGCGGCAUGCAUUACACUGCAUUAGUGGGGACAGUUUUCUACGUUCCCUAUGGACACAACCCACCUCCUCAACCAAAGCUUCGUCCAGCUGCCUUGAUUGGUAUUAUUGCUGCUAUUGUCGUAGUGGCUUGCGCUACAUUAUCCUAUAUCAGUUUCAAGACUGGCUUAAAAGAAUUUAAGAAAGUGACCAGCAAGCGACUGAUUUUGGACUCUGUCAUAUUUGAUAAAUCUGGGCAUAUCCUUGUAAAAGUAGAUGGAACAUUACCCGCGAAAGAAAUCAUACAUGACCUUGAUGCAAAUGAAGCUACUCAACAUUUCAACUCGGGUCAUCCAUUGUUUAUUCUUUUGUUUGAAGCGAUUAUCCAAAGAGUAUCAAUUCAAACUCCUUUCUUAGACAACAGACGCCACUCUGGCGUUUCAGAUACCUCACAGCCACUUCUUGAUUCAAUCAAGAACCAGUUUCUGGAUGCUGUGCAAGACUUGCAGCAAGAGCUUCACUUUAUGUAUCCUUCGGAUCUCGGUAUCAUGAGUGAUAUUGUUGUUACUACAGACACGAUAGCAAAGUCCGCUUUCUCUAAAGUCAACCCCUUUGCACAAAAAAACUCCAAGCAAAGGCAAAGUUUUCAGUACGGUAAUCAGCCUCUCGCUGAAAUUAUUGAUGAAACAGUUGUCGAUUUGACCGUUAAAGGUAAAAGGAUGUCAAGACUUGUCAACCUGAUGAGCACAAGCAAACUAUCAGAGGACGAGGAGCUGGGCGGGAAUUCCGGCCGUACUAAGCGAUUGUCCUCAAGCACGGCACUUGCAUCGGUCGAUACGUUAAGACUCUCUGUUGAAGACUCGGAUGGUGAAGACAAACACAUUUUUCUGACUCAGCGACUUACCAGUAAUAAGGAGACUCAGCGACUGCUAUCUCAAGGCUAUCGAUUUGCUGAACCUACGUUCAUUGCAAAAACGAUGGCAGCUAAACUACGCGUGCCUCCUGAAUAUAUGCGACAGUGCUUUCUGGAUAUGGAUCAGCUAAUAAACUCCACUUACACCCUUACUCGAGCACCAUCAGAGACUAAAAAUGCUGUCUGCAUGGGCGCCUUUGUCUUGGUAGAAGAAAAUGGACUAAGCAUUCUCGUUGACAAGGUCAAGCGAUAUGCGUUUCCUUUUGUAGACCUCAUGUUGGAUAACGAAGGAGAAUUAGACCGGCAAGAACUGGACUAUAUCAACACUACUCUGCAGGGACGCACUUUACUUGAGAUAUCACAAUCUCCAAAAGAUUCUUGGCCAAGUCCUCGAUUAGCAAAGGCUCUUGAACAUGCAGCUAACCAACUAUUUGACAUUAGCGCCUACAGUAAAGCACUCUAUCAGUCAUCUGUGCUUCACAGCACAGUCAUUGACCUACCAGCAUUUGCACUUACUCCUUGUCCCUGUCAAUUGAUUUUAUUUACCACUUUGGUAACUACGCCUGGAACCGAAACAGCUAUCAAUCGUACAUUUUACGAACCUUUCAAGUGUAUUCCUUUAUCCAUCUUCAAGCCUCUUUGUGGUUAUCUCACGGACCAGGCUGCCUACAUUUACCAACUUGAGAAUCGGCCUCGUCCGUACUCUAUGCAGCAACAAUUGUAUCUCCAGGCUGGCCUUUCAGAGCAUACUCAAUCAUCAGAUCAAGUGGAAGAAAUCAUAGAACCCUCUAAUAGGCAUAACUUUUCACUACCCCCUCCACCUAGAUCAAAGCGCAAGAGACUCUCGACAACAGUUGUAUCAUCACAAACACCGCUUUCUGUAUUAAAGACACCACUCACUGUUUUACCCACAAAAGAUAGAUUCUGGUGGAUAGACUUGAUUGUAGAAAACAUCAUUCAUAAUAGCAUCUAAGCAAACCAAUUUGUAUUAUAUACAUAUAUAUUCAUGUACUGUUUAAAUUUUUGUCUACCGUAAU
Molecule: messenger RNA, 2739 nt
Organism: Rhizopus microsporus ATCC 52813
Lineage: Eukaryota; Fungi; Mucoromycota; Mucoromycetes; Mucorales; Rhizopodaceae
Exons: 6
Coding region: 228-2675 (815 amino acids)
Source: RefSeq, a predicted model, not a curated record